Molecule: messenger RNA, 7057 nt
Organism: Tigriopus californicus
Lineage: Eukaryota; Metazoa; Arthropoda; Copepoda; Harpacticoida; Harpacticidae
Exons: 4
Coding region: 309-1934 (541 amino acids)
Biological process (GO): regulation of transcription by RNA polymerase II
Cellular component (GO): nucleus
Molecular function (GO): DNA-binding transcription factor activity, RNA polymerase II-specific; RNA polymerase II transcription regulatory region sequence-specific DNA binding
Source: RefSeq, a predicted model, not a curated record
AAAUUCCAGAGACACUAAAUCGAAAGGCAACAUCCGAGACAAAAGGCUGUUUAUCCUCUAGUUAUCGUAUAAUGUGCGCUCAAUCACAUUCAACACAAGCGCCCCUCCCCUGAGGGUCGGGCACUCAUCAGACCCCCAUCAAGGCCGCAUCAUCCUAAUCUCAAAAAAUCGCUGUUCCAAUUCUUAAAUCCUGUUCCUUAGUUGCCCCUUUUCUUGACCCCAGCGCCCUCUUCCCUUCUGUCCCUCAAAGUUAUCUUUUAUCAUCAUUUAUUUGAAUCUUCUAACGACCCAAUCCCUUUCAAUCAAUCAUGCCUCGACGUAAGAAACGGAACCGUUCACCCAUUGAGGAUAUGGAUAGUAGUGAGAGUAACAGUCAGAGUGAUCCGGGUAAUCCUCUCAGUAGCGACGAGGAUUACGAGAUCCCGGCAUUGAAGAAGAGUAAAAAGGCCGUGACUAAAAAUGGUACCAUUGAAGAUGGGGGUCGUCGGAGGUCGACCCGUGAGCGGCGACAGCGUUGUAUCCUGCAUUACUGCCCCAAGUGUACAGCAUCCUUCACAGAUUUGGAGGAAUUAACCCUCCAUGUGUAUUCCCAUCGUAUUGCUAACAGGGGAGCCAAGGCUCCCAAGGCUGUUAAGGCUGUGAAGCAAGCCGUGGAAAAGUAUGCUUGUUCCAAAUGUUCCGACAAAUUUAGGACGGCUAAGGCGCUUAAAGAGCAUUUUAACGUUCAUAAAGCAUCAGAGAGGGCUUUAUUUUAUUGUGGGGUGUGUCAAUGUGAUUAUGGGACGGCUGUGAGCUUGUAUGAACACUUCCAUGAUGUUCCUGAUCAUUGGGAGAAUCGGGCAGUUAAGAAGGGUAAAGAGAUCUCGAAUGGGUCAGGUCAGACGCCAGUUUUGGUCGAAAAUAGCCUGGGAUAUUGUGGGACGUGUUUUUUCCCGUUUAUGAGUGAGAAAGACCAGGGGUUCCACAAGUUUCGCAUCUGUGUUCCCACUUGUCAGACGUGCCAUCAGCCCUUGGGAACGAACGGGGACACUUUUUUCAAACACGCCCGGACCCAUUUUGAUUUGACAUAUAAAUGCGCAAAAUGUGGACAGUACGAUCUGUUGUCAGAGUUCUUAGAACAUAGUGAGGAGUGUAAAGUGCCGGGUCAGGCCCGAAAAAUCGAGUACAUGUGCAAAAGCUGUGAUUUCCGAACCCCGUGUGUGAAGCUCAUGUUUGCUCAUGGUUUGAGUCAUUGCUUCGUGAAGGAGAUGCCCGAGGAUUCCGUGUCUCCAUGGGCCAGUUGUCAUCAUUGUAGUGAAGUGCUGGAAGUGCCUCAGAACAAGAAAGCCAGGUUCAAGCUGCCCAAGGAGUUCGCCAAGGCUCGCGUGGUGAAGAUUGUUCAGUCCAACGUCCAUUACAUGAUCGUGGGUCAGGAGCGAAUAGUCCUGCCUCAAGAGCCGUCUGAAGGAGUCGAAGAAAGUGACCUGGAAUCCAUAGCGGACGACACAAGCCCCAGUGACAUGAAGACCCAGGUGCCAUUUGGAGUCAGGUCGUUCGCGAAGCUGCAAAUGUCCUUCAAGUCCAAUCUGGACUUUCUAGCCCCGACCUUGGGCAGCUUGCGAGAGCUUCGCCUCAAAAGGCCGGGGAUUGAGAGUAAUCCGGAUCUGCUUAAACGCCUAGCGGAGGGCUCCAUGCUCACCAAAAUGAUCUUGGGUCGAGCCAAUGACGUCGUGGUCACCGCGGACCUCUCCGCACCCACUCCCAAUGCAUUCAAAUGCCAUCAAUGUGGCAAGAUCUACUCGACACAGAAGAACCUCGAGGAUCACAUUGCCAUAGAGUGCAGUGAACCCAAGGCAGAUCCGCAGAACGACUUGAAACCCAACGAGGCCGAGGAGGAGCUCAAGAGAUUGCCAGGCACACGGGCCAAGUCCAGAACUAGAAAUGGCAGCAAAUAAAAUGAUCUACCCAUCUCCAAUUCCGAUCUCCAAUGGAAGCUUCCCCAGCAGGAUUCGACUUUUACAACAAAUCCUUGUUUGUCGGUCAAAGAGCGUGAUGGCUCUUUUGACCUCUAUGUCCAUUAUCAAAUUUUGGAUCUUGAGAAGCUCCAUCAGACGAUACCAUAAAUAUUACAACACAACCAUCCACGAAAGAGUGCGUGACAUUGCUUUUUUGUUGUGAGUUGUUCAAGAUUCCGCAUCUGAAAUGCAUGGAUUGACAAUGACCAAGACAUACCACAUCAAUUUGCAAUUCUCAUGUCAUAGCCGGGAGAUAUCCUGAAUAUCUAAUAAUUGAAAACUUGACAUGGCAUGCGGUCAAAGAACCAUGAAUUUAUUGACAUUUUAGCUAUUCAUAGUUUGGUAGUCCGUAAAAAAGUUCCCUUUUUUUUUGAUGAAGAAGGAAUAAAGGGAGAUUUAACUUGUCUCUCUGUUCAAGAAAGAGAUGAUGCAUUCAUAAGAAGCGAAUUUAGAUUGGCCAUUGCCUUUCGGUGUAUGAGUUGUAAGGAUCUUGAGAACAAUUUAAGUAAUAUGAUCUUCAAAGUGGAAAGACGAAACUGUUGAAAGACCAAUUUGAUGAGCUUGAUGAUUAUUCGCGUAAUAUCUCGUGUGCUGAUAGGUGUCCACAUCCAAUAGGUCUCUAGAAGUAUAUCUAAUCUAAUAAAACAAGGCAUCUUCUGUGAUGGACCUUGGCUUUUUUGAUAGGUUAAAAAUGUGACGUGUGAUAGAUUUUGAAUUAAAGUCUUUAUUGUGAGACGAGCAUCUCAUUGAAUGUAUACAGUUUUCAUUACAAUACAUGUACAUACUACGUACAUGAGAUGUACUAUGAGAUGGUUCAAUUAUUAGCCAAAAUUGAAAUACCACAACCAGAUCGUCACAAAGUCCAACUCACGACUACACCUGUCCAUUAGAUUUAUUCCAAGACAUUGUCAUAACGUUCAUUGCCGUACUUCACGAAUGCAUCCAAUUAAUAAGAUGGAUUUGCCAAAGAAGGUACGUAAGUUGGAUACAUUACCAGAGCUGCUCAAAAAAGCCCUAUUUUAGCUCUAUUUAUGCUUUGCAACAGACUUUUUUGGCAAAAUUGUCAAAGAGCAAAAAAAAUCAUGUUAAGCAAAAAUGAAAGAUUAUUGUAAAAAAUACUAUGCCACUGUCAACGACUGUUUGCAUCAACAUCGGAAACAGUAGUGGAGGAAGUCCAGGGCUGCCUAGAAGAACACCAUCCCUUUUAUAGACCUUCACGGAUCCCGAGAUGGACGUGGCCUUCAAGAAGAUGAAGAGCAAAGCCUCAUCAACAUCAGGGGUCUCUCCCUUCCAACUUUCACUUCUCCAGACCCAAGCCCAGCCACUCCUCCAAGAACUCUUCAGCUUUGCCUUCCAUUCUUCUUUCUUCCCACCAAAGUGGAUGGAGUCAGCUAUCAUCUUCACCCAUAAGAAAGGGCCCAGGGAUAUUCCAAACAACCAUCGGGCUAUCGCCCUGGAGAACCCCCCCUUUUUGAAGAUGAUGUCCACCCUCUUAGCUGCUCGCUUCUCUGGAUUGGCUGAGGAUAGGGAUCUCCUUCCCAAGUUCCAAUUGGGUUUUCGGAGAAGCCACUCUACCACCACGGCAGCUACUCUCCUCUUUGAAAUUGUGCAUUCCAACAUCAGCAAUAAGAGGAGAGUGUAUGGAUGCGUUUUGGAUUCAUGCAAAGCAUUUGAUAAGGUGGACUGAACGUGGUUUUUCCUCAAACUCCAACGGUGGGGAGUUCCGCAUUCAAUCUGUGUCCUGCUGUCCAACAUCUAUGCAGGAUUUGGAAGCUCCAUUCGAUCUGGUGAGGACCUAUCCCCUGCUACUUCACUUCCAUUGGCCUUCCACAGGGGAAUCCCCUAUCAUCAAUUCUUUUCAAUCUUUAUGUAUCCGACCUGCCCAAAGCCCUCACCCACCAAGGCCCCACCAUCACCCAUUUUCCAGUACAAUAUCUGCAAUACGUAGACGACCUGCUUCUCUUGGCUGAAUCAGCCGUGGAAUUGCAAAAUGCCAUCAAUGUGCUCCAUGACUACUGCCCAAAGGAACGGCCUUCAAAUCAAUACCAUCAUGACUAUAGCCAUGGUUUUCCAUAAAGGUCGUCUGCCUCCCACCUCCUUCCAUAUCAACAAUAGUCCGAUUGAAAUUGUCAAGUACUUGAACUAUGUCGGUUUCACCUUCUCCACCCAACUCUCCUUCACCAAUCACCUGAACUCUGCAAUAACUAAGGCCAGGGCUAGGAUCGGAAACAUGUGCAAUAGACUGCGCAUCAAGAAUCUUCCCCUUGCAAUAGUUCUUCAACUCUUCUGGACCUACAUCACUCCAAUUUUCCUCUACGGCCUUCACCUGUGGCUUCCAAACUCCGCCCAAUCCGCCCUCAAAUCCGCCAAUGCCAUAUUCACUAAAUUCCUCAAGCGAUACCUGUGCGUGCCCCAAUAUGCCAACAAUGUGUGGACGCAAUUUUUAUGCAAAACCGAGCCCCUCACCGUCGGGCUGGCAAGGUUAGUGUCCAAAGUUGUUGGGAACCUGACCUUUCCGGAGGUGAUGUCCGGACACAAAUUGUCCUUUUUGGUCAAGGACUUGUUAACACCCUACUGUCCUUGGCCCGAAAUCCCUUCGGAGUAUUGGCGGUCAUGCACGUUUGUCGGGCUUCCAGCCAAAUUCCACCAGGAAGGACAGAAGUUGGCAAGGGAUCUAUUCUAUCUUGCACUUUAUUAUGGCAACCAAUAAUUUCAUCACUUAUCUCUAUACCUAUCUACGGUAAACGUUAUUCUCCACCGAUUAGUUGGCGGUACUACUUUUUUGAACCUAACCUAACCUCAUCAAACCUAACCUAACCUUGCCUAACCUAACCCAACCUAACCUUACACGAUAUUAAUAGCCUUUAAGGUCUCUCUCCAAACCUUUCUAACAGUUUGUCACAAAUUUAAAAAUGAGCCCCGCCAACUAAUCGGUGGAGAAUAACGUUUAUCAUCUAUCUACCUCUCUUUGCAUUGUCUGCGACUCCCCUACUCCCCUCUUCACUUUUUUCAUUUACACUGACUGAACCAAUUCAAAUCAUUUUUAUUGUGAUAUGACAUUCCAGUCAUCCAUUUUAUCAUUCUGACCAUUUCACUCUUUUUUUUGAUCCAUCGCCGUACAUUACAUUCUUACACACACUUUCUACAUAUUACAAAUGGAUAAAGUACGACUGUGAGCCGCAAUAAAGGUAAUCAUUUACUCUUCAUAGCUAUAACUUUCCUUGAUUAUGCAAUUCUUUUCGAUCUUGAAACAUUUGUCUUUGGUACUCUUCCCCUCAUGUCCAAUUACUCUUGAUUGAUCAAAGAAAAGGUGUUCCACGAAUUAUCGGGUGUUAGUCAAAUAUUGAUAAGUGAGAAAAAACCUCUCGGAAAUUUAAUGGGUGGAGCACGUUGAUUUCUCUAAUUGCAGUUGUAGGUGGUUCGAUAUUUUGCGACAUUGGUAGAUAAAAUCAGUGGAUCAAAGAAAGGAUUAAUGUCACACCUACUUUGAGAACUUGAACAUCAUGUACUUUGUUCAUGGACAUUAUGUGAUCUGCUUUCAAGAAGAGGGAUUUCACCAAUUUCCGACCACUUUACCCUUAAUCAUAAUGAAUUCAAAAUGUAGUAUAUCUACAUAAAUUAUAACUUUGAAGAGGUUCAAAACAUGAUCCAUAGAGCUUUAUGAGAGUUAUGUUAGUGCUUAUUGCCGAUUAAUGAAAGUGGAUCUAAAAAGUUUUGAUCUCGACAGAUAAUGGGCAAUGAUCAAUUAUAACCGACGGUUUUCAAUUAAGCACAAAUUUGUUUGUUUGUGCGCUUAAUUCACGGUCUUUGAAUGGUAUUUGAAUGAUCAGAAAGCGGUUUCUGGAAACCCUAAUCCCCGUCUUUUGUCAGCAAUCACUCAAGCCUAUCCAUACUAGUUUUGGCUUGAAAACUAGAAAUUUGCUCACUUAUCACUCAACUAACCGAAAGAAACCAGUUCAAUGCAAAACUUGCUCACUUUGCCCACACUUUCCUGGCCAAUUUUCUCACCCGUCUGAAAAGGUUCGUUCAUUCUCACACAUGUGUCAUUUUGCUCGUCAUGACGCAGGAGUGACUCAUUUCCUUCACAUUAAAAAAAUCUCUAACAGGAAUCUUCCUUGGGAGCGGAUAUUUUUUAUUUCUACUUUUCAGUCUCAACGUUUUCGUUGUUAUUCUUUAUCAGUAAAAAGAGAGGUACAAGGUGUAUUCUUUGGCUUCAAAGCGUCAUCGUCUGUGGGUCUACCUUGUACCCUUGCAGCACUCCCUGACAUUCCCGUUUUCAAGUGCGUUCGUGUGACCUCUAUUUAAGUAAAUAGUGACAUUAUUUUCGGUAUGAGCACAUUUGAAUCAUGAAGUAAAGCAUUGGAGAGUUUGCUUUUGAAAAAAUAUUCCACACUUCAGUACCACAGGAAUUUGUUUUUUGUGCAACCAUUUGGGAGGGAGAGGUGUAUUGUAUGGUCUCCUGGAGGUGGUUGUAUUCUAGAAACGUCGCCGAGAAACUACAUAUGAAGCACAAGGGUUUGAAGCGUCAGUCAAUUCAAAACAAUCCAAGAAGUUACAACUUUACAAAACACUAAGAAUACGUACGUGCACAACACAAAGAUGAGUAUUCAAAAACCUUGCGUUGCUCUCCUCCUCAUUGGAACCAUUUAUUCAGUGAAUACCCUAGAAUGCUACCGCGGAUUCGGCAUUGUAGGCCAAGAAAGCCAACAAAUUGAACACUGUCGACCGGGCACCGACUAUUGCUUCAGGGAAUAUGAACAGUCCCGAUCUCUAGGCGGUCAAAUCAAACUCGGCUGUUUCUCUGGCAUUGCUCCGAUUCACACGGGUAUGAUGGACGAUGGUUGCACCACAGUGGAUCGCGAUGGGGCUCGCAUUACCACUUGUUAUUGCGCUUAUGAUUAUUGCAAUAGCGCCACAUCUAUCUCGAGUCUAGGGCCCCUUAUGGCUCUCUGUACGCUUCUGCUCAGUUAUAUGCUUUAAAUUACGUUUUACCACGCUAUGUACUAUGUUGCGGAACUUGAACGGGUCCGUGAAUAAUAAAUGUCACAUUUCUUCAUUAUAAA